Molecule: messenger RNA, 5864 nt
Organism: Anguilla anguilla (European eel)
Lineage: Eukaryota; Metazoa; Chordata; Actinopteri; Anguilliformes; Anguillidae
Product: NACHT and WD repeat domain-containing protein 2
Exons: 8
Coding region: 351-5582 (1743 amino acids)
Molecular function (GO): protein binding
Source: RefSeq, a predicted model, not a curated record
CUCCAAAACGCUCCCAUCUUGGAUUCCCACUGCAAUAAGAGGCAACUUGCGAUGUGGAAUAGAGGACCCUCCGUCGAUAACAGCCGAAUGAGCGGAGCGUCACUCAUUGAACGGUUCAUUGCAAUUUUCAUUACCCCGCUUGUCUGCCAGACCGCUAUUUCAACCACAAGGAGAACAUUCGGAGUCCCCACUCCAGCGCUCGCGCAGCCGGAGAUGCUGGCUUCCGCCGUUCGCAAGACAUUUUCUGCUUUAAUCUCUCGAGGCUGAUUCUUGUUCGGCGCUCUGAUGGGCGUUUAUUUUAUUAUUUUUUCCUUUGGAUUCUUAUCCGGAUUUUUCCCCGAAAGCACUAAAUGAAGAGGAUAAAUCUGCGCUGGAAAUCACCGCCCAUGUGGCCGUCCGGAGUGGGUAACAGGCUGCCUUGUCCCCGGGAAUCUGCGCUCCGCAGGGCGGCCCUCAGUGGAAACGUCCUCGCGCUCCCCCCGUACCACGUACCCACUGGCAGAAGCGUCCGGGUGUUCAUCAGCGCCAACCCCGACGACACAGAGGCGGAGAGGAACGCUCUGAAGGAACACGUGUAUCCGAAACUACGGGACUUCUGCCGGGAGAACUAUGGGAUUGAAUUUCAGGUGGUGGAUCUGUACUGGGGGAUCGACUCAGAGGAGUGGGACAGCCCGGACCUGCAGCGCAUGAGGAUGAAGCUCCUGGAGGAGUGCCUGAAGACCUCCGCAGGUCCAUGUUUUGUUGGACUUGUUGGGGAGAAGUACGGAAGCAUCCGGAUCCCGGGGGAAGUGGAGUCGGCGGAGUUCGAGAUGAUCCUGGACGCCGCCGUGGAGGCGGGCCUGGACACCCGGAUCCUGGAGGAGUGGUAUUGCCGGGACGAGAACGCCGUGCCGCCCGCGUACUACCUCAAACCCAAAUCCCAGAUGCUGAAGAACUACCACAACUCAAUGGAGUCCAGCAACACCAAGUCCAAGAGUGACACUUCGUGGAGGAACGUUUCCGAGGAGAUAAAGAAGAUCUUCAGGACUUCCGUGCUGCAGCUACAGGAGAAAGGCACCAUGAAACCCGGCCAAGCCAAGAAGUUUCUCUGCUCUGCCCUGGAGGACGAGCUGGACUUUGCCUUGGGCAAGCAGACCCCCGCCUUCCUGAAGAAGUGCGUGUGCUACAUCCGGAAGAUCUCCAACUUCGACCGGCACGCCAAGCUCCCGGAGAUGGGCCGCUACAUGGACAUCGUGGUGAACGGCGACCGCGUCAUGCGUAACCAGGAGGCCUAUGAGCGCUUGCUGAAGAUCCGCGACGAGUUCAUUCCCACCAUUGUGGCCACCUCCAACCUGCGCGUGUACUCCUCCGUCACCCACUGCGACAUGAAGCUGGGCUACUCCCAGGAGGUGGAGAGCCACUACGUGGAGGGCCUCUGCAAGCAGUUCUACGAGGACAUGGUGGACAUCAUACAAGCCACCGUCCAGCAGAACUUUGACACCGAGGCCGACCCGCUCUACGACGACAUCCUGCAACACCUGUCCCUGUGCAAGACCUACUCCAACUUCUACCAGUACAAGUGUGAGACCCUUAGCCAGGUACACAGGUACAUCCUCCCGAGCAAAGGAGGGAGGAUGAGCCCCCUGGUGGUGUAUGGAGGACCUUGCACAGGGAAGACCCUCCUGCUCGCUGAGGUGGCCAAGCAGGCCUAUUCUUGGCUCCAAAAAGAAUUGGGACCAGAGGCAGACCCAGUGGUCAUCGUCCGGUUCAUGGGCACAACAGAAUUCUCGACCGACCUGCGCACUUUACUGCAGAGCAUCUGUGAGCAGAUCGCCAUCAACUACCGCUGCCUCAUCCACUUCCUGCCGCACAAAAUCGAGGAGAUGAGGGAGCUCCUGGUCAACCUUCUGGGGGAGUCGUCCUUCCAGCGACCCCUGGUCAUCAUCCUGGACGCCCUGGAGCAGCUGUCUGAGGCCGACGAGGCACGCAAGCUGUGGUGGCUCCCGGCCCACCUCCCGCGCUCGGUGCGCAUCGUGGUCUCCACCCUGCCCAACAAGCACGGGAUCUUGCAGAAGCUCAGGUGCCUGGUGCACGAGGAGAGCCGCUACGUGGAGCUGACGCAGCGGGACCGGAAGCUGUGCAGCCAGACGCUCAAGCACCAGCUCCUGGGCGUCAAGCGCAAGGUGACGUCGGGCCAGCAGAUCUACGUCAACGAGGCGCUGGCCAAGUGCACCCUGCCCAUGUUUGUCAACCUGAUCUACAGGGAGGUGCUGCACUGGAGAUCGCACAAGGACGUGGACGACACGUCUCUGUGCUCCACGGUGCACGAAAGCAUUGAGCAGCUCUUCUUCUCCAUCGAGAAUAAGCUGGGGUCCAGGUUUGUGUUCAGGGCGCUGGGGUACAUCACCAUGGCCCGGGCCGGACUGACGGAGAUGGAGCUGGAGGACAUCCUGUCUUUGGACAACAGCGUCCUGAGUGACAUCUUGGUGGGCUCCAACUUCAAGAACCCACUGCGGAUCUCCUAUGACCUCAUCGCCCAGCUCAAGGAGGAACUGGAAGGGUACCUGGUGGAGAGGCAGGUGCGGAAUGUGACGCUUAUGGUGUGGGCUAACCGGCACCUGCACCUCAUUGCCCAGAAGCUGUAUCUGAGCAAUGAGGAGGAUGUUCAUCAGAUGCACAGCCUUCUGGCCGAGUACUUCCUGGGGGCUUGGGCUGGCGGGAGAAAGAAAAUAUUUCACUGCGACAACAAUCACUUUGCCUCCCUCACCAUCUCCCACCACAGGAACCCUCACCAGCAUCACGGCAGCGACAAGGCAAACACCGAGAAACACUCCUACGACCGGCAAACGCCGGAGCAGCCCUGGGUGUUCCAGUGUAACCUGCUGGAGCCCGACAUCUUUUUUGUCAACCACAGGAAGAUGACGGAGCUGCUCUACCAUUUGACGCGGAGUGGACGAACAGACGACCUCAUGUAUGGUGUCAUCAUGAACUUCAGCUGGCUAUACACCAUGAUCAAGAUCGGGCAGUUCGAUAAGGCGCUGUCGGACAUCGACCUGGCCUACAGUUACUCACAGGAGAAGGAGAUCAAAUUCUUGGCUGCCACCUUGCGUAGCAUCAAGGUGAAGGUCACCCGAAACCCAGCGUCGUUAUCCGCCGAGCUCCAACAGAGACUCCUCCCAGUUGUCACCUCCUUGCCCAAGCUUCGUCACCUUCUGCUGGAGUGUGACAAGGACGGACCCAAGUACUGUUCCAUUGUGCCCCUCCACUCAGCUAUGGAUGUGACCUACAGCCCAGAGAGGUUGCCCCUGUGCUCCAGCUACAUGCAGAUCGUGGAGAUCCUCCCCACAUUUGCCCCCAACAUUAUCAUUGUGGCUCUGGAGGAUGGCACCGUAAGCACCUGGGACGUGGAGAGCCGGCAGCUUCUGAGGCAGAUUGACACAGCACGCUCAGUGGUCCUGGGUAUCCGCCUCACCAGUGACGAAAAGUACCUUGUGGUGGCCACCACCAAGAAUACGCUCCUUAUCUAUGACAACCACAAGUCCUGUCUGCUGUCAGAGGUGGAGGUCAAGGGCUCUAAGCAAUGUGGCAUCACAGGAGGGGUGGCCUUCAUCAAUGGCUUCACCCUCUCCAGCCACCACGCCCUGGCCUGGCUGGAGGCCAGCAAGGACGUCAAUGUCAUUGACCUGCUCUACGGCUGGCCGCUCUACCAGUUCCACUGCUGGUACGAGGUCACCUGCGUUCAGUGCUCACCAGACGGGAUGUACGCCUUCUGUGGGCAGUACCUCAACACCACAUCCAUCUUCCAUCUAGGCAGUGGGGACAAGCUGGCCACCGUCACGUCUGAGUUCUCAGGUGGCUUUGUGAAGUCUCUCCUGGUCCUGGACACCAUCCAUCAGAUGGUGAUGAUCGACAACGAGGGAAGCCUGUCGGUGUGGAACACCAAGGAGAUCACCAACCCCAAGCUCAUGGAGGACUAUGACUGCAGGGGAGACGACAGUGAAGUGAUUGCCAUCGAACUGUCAGAGGACCAGCGUUCCAUCCUCAUCUGCAAGGCUAGGAGCAUCGAGGUCCUGGACACCAGGCUCUGGAAGAUGGUGGAGAAGUUCAAGGCCAAGCGCAGCGAGCGAUUUGUCGCCGCUGUCCUCUCCAAAAACGGCCAGAGCAUUGUGGCAUCCAUGGAAAACACCUCGUCCAUUUUUGUGUGGCGCAGAGACAGUGGUCAGUGCAUGGCCAGCCUGGUGGAGAUAUCUGGGGCCAUCGUGAAGCUGAUUAAGUCCACCCAUCACAACCUGCUUCUGUCAGUCGCCAGCAGCGGGGUGCUCUCUGUCUGGGACAUAGACAUCAUCACCGCCAUGUCGAACAUUGACAAGACCGGGAAGCGGAUCCACAGCCUGCAGCUGUCCGGGAGGGAGGAUUUUGUCUUUACCAUGGAUGGCUCAGAAUCUGUGCACAAAUGGAACUUCAGCACGGGCUUCAUUGAGACUGUGUUCAAGCAUGAGGGUAUUGUAGAGAACUGUGUCCUCACAUCCUCUGGGGACCUUAUGGUGACAUCAGAUGACAAGUGCAGCCAGUAUAUCUGGCAGACGACUACGGGAGAGAACAUCUUCCGCAUCAACGGGCAGAAGAUCUCCCAGCUCCUGAUCACCCACAACGAUCAGUUUGUGGUCUCCCUCUGUGAGCAGAAUGCCUCCAGGGUCUGGAGACUGGCUACUGGCCACAAAGUCUGCAACAUCCUGGUAGCCCUGCAGAAUGCUUUGAUCACCACCGCCAACACGUUCCUGGUUGGGACGACAAAGAACAAGUUGUUAGCCGUGAGCCUGUGGUCGGGCAGUGUGUCGAAGAAGUUCAUCUGCGAUGAAGGCAUCACUAUCGUCAACUUCAAGCUCAUCCCGGACUGCCCCGACUUUGUCGUCUUCAUCACCUCCACUGAGACGGUGUUCAUCUGGAGCGUAGCCGACGAGUCCAUCUGCCGGAGGGUGCAGCUGCCCAGCAACUUCCUGAAAAAUUUGGAGGACUUCCAGAUCUCCCCUAAUGGCAAGCUGGGCAUUGUCUCAAAGGGGGACGAGAACAUCAAUGUCCUGGACCUGCACAGUGGGAAGCUCCGGAUUGUUCAUGCUGCGGGAAUCAUCUGGCGGCAGAAGCUUUCACGGGACGGCCGCUACCUGGUCUACAUCUGCUUCCGGAACUGUGAGGAGGAUGAUGAUGCUGGGGUGGUGUCCAGCCUCAUUGUCAUGAGACUGGCUGAUGGGAAGAGCAUUGGCACCUGCUCCCUCUACAAGACACCCACCUUCCUCUGCUUGUCCCAGAGAGCACUCAACAUCAUCAUCGGCUUCGAAGAUGGCAGCAUCGGCACGUACACGGUGGUGGACCGCGUGGAUGCAGCGCUGAAAAUCAAGAUCGCCACCUCCAACAGCCGGCAGAUCGUCAACAACGCCUCCCAGAAGGUCAGGCCCAAGUGUGGCACCUUUGCCUUCAAGACCAUUGCCGACUGCGUCUGGAGGGAGUCUACGGAGGUCUUCUCUAGGGACAGCCCCAUAAAUGUGUCCGAUUCAGGCGAGGCGGAGACCACGACGCCAACAAAAAAGAAUGAAUUGCUGCAGUAAGGGGUUUGGCAGCCCACUUCCUGUUUACAACUUCCUGUAUGACACAAUUGCUAAUGAGCAUGAUGCUGCUGCUGCUGAUGAUGAUGAUCUUGCACUGACUGGAGCUGCAGUCAAUUUUAUCAACUCAUGACUGUUUAUCAGUGGGAUGUGUAACAAUGAGUUCCCCUAUUAAGUGCGCUUUGUUGCCUUUGGCAGUUGAAGAACUUGUCAUUUAAUGGUAAAGAUUUUUCAGUGUUGUGUUCAGUCAACCAUUAUAAUGACGAUAUAAUGUCCUUGACCACU